AUGUGGCGGAUUAAUUUACUGUAUCAGAACUCAGUCCCAGCGGUAAAUCAACGAAAAAAAAUCGUUCCGGAAAAACUAAUUGAAAAGUCGACAGUAACUCAGAAAAAAGCGAAAACGCUGCAAUCGAAUAAGCCAUCAGCAGCCACCACAUCAGCUUUAUUGCCAGGACCUGAAUAUCAACACAAUAAUGAUGACCGUGAUGUGCUUAUGCCGAUUGAUCUCGACAACUCGGCGUUAUCGGCCACCGCAAAGUCGUCGAUCAAAAAGAAAAAAGAAUAG
This is a messenger RNA of Didymodactylos carnosus, 279 nucleotides long. Lineage: Eukaryota; Metazoa; Rotifera; Eurotatoria; Philodinida; Philodinidae. The record is from the annotation of a GenBank genome assembly.